AUCCUCUUAACAGUGAGGCUGGAGAUGUGGAUGUCAUCUGUGCGCGUUCAUGCAGAAACGACCACACAUACACCCAUACAUGUCCACUGACCCACCUGUAACUGCAACAAUGAAUUAUUAAAGAACAUUAAGGAACCUCUCUGUGUCCUGCUGAUCAGAGCCCCUGUCCUCCAAGUCCUAUCAAGCCAGCACAUUCCCAGAGUACCCACUCACAUCCAGCACCCCUCAUAGUUUUCUGCCAAACAGCAGUUCAUAUGGAAAAAAUCCUGUAGAGGCCUGGGAAACCUCCUGCACUGCAAACAGAGGAUCUAGCCACCUAUCCCAAUUACAGUCAUCCUCGUGCACAAACUGUAUAUCAAAACUGAGUGAAUGUGGUAUACAGGGUAACCAGCUGACAUUCAGGAAAAGAUGCACACAAAUGUUGCAUUAAGGGGUGCAUCAGGUGGGAGCUAAUCACGGCCUUGACACUAUGCCUUACCCCCGAUAUCUAAUUUCUACUGGCACAACAGGAUAUUUGUGAACGUCCCCAUGCACACACCUAUGAACCCAUGAUGCCUAACCAAAGACAGAGUCAAAUCAGGUUUUGGGGAACUAUAGACUUUGCACAGGCAGAAUCCACCAUUGCCCAAUGUAUACCACCUGGAUCCUUACCGGAAUGCUGGGGGCACUCCAUGAGGGGGCACUCUCUGAGGAAGUGUUGGCCCCACUUCCAGCAGUCCUGCUUUGGUGCUUGUGGAACCCCAGGUGAGUCAGGGCCAACGUCCGUAGUGGCAGGAACCUGGGACAGAGAGAAAAAAGAUGGAGGAUAAGAGGAUUAGAGCAUUGAGGGGAGGGGAAAGUCUCUGGUGUGUGUGAGUCCUGGCUUCCUGCGGAAGUCUGGCAUUGGUCGGACAGCUGCUCGUGGCUGUGGGCACUCACUGCCCCCGCUGGCAGACCCUCCAGAAAUUGCUCCAGCACCUCCUGGGCCAUUUCUCAAUACUCAAGUGGACCCCAAAGUGACACCAGUGAUUCAGCCCCUCAGACGUCUACCGCUUGCCCUCCGGGAUGGUGUUGCAGCCAAACUCUGUAACGUUAAUGUUAAUUUCACUAGCUCACUGUGAGUUUGUGUGAGGUGCACUGGCAGAGAAGAACCCAAAAGCAUGACAGAGACAGAGGAUUGAUAACUUAGGAGAUGGUGAAUGGAGUAGCCAUACCCGUUGUCCAGAGCAGUGGCGUAACAUAGUAACAACAGGCCCCAGUGCAAGCUUUUAUAACUCACACACACACACUGUAUGUGGUAUAUAUUACACAGCAAUGUUGUUAUGCCCCAGUCUAGGGGUCCUAGGACAUAACAAGAUAUGGCCUCCUCUUCCCCAAGUCCCAAGUGACCACAAACAAUUUUUAGUUGUAUAUUCAGAAAACAAAAUGAUAUAUAUACAAAAGUAAUUUAACUAACAAAAUUAGAUGACAAUAUAUUUUAACUGAGGUAUAGGCUUCAGGGUUGACUAAGGCCAAAAUAACAAACAAAAAGUUGCCUGUCUAGAAAAUAAUAAACCUUACCUAGUCAACCUUAAGGAAACCAAAUGACAAGGUCUACAAAGCUGAAGUGUGGCCCGUUGGGAGAUGAGGAGGAUGAGGAAGUGCGUGCUGCCAUCUGCCAUGCUGCCAUUCUGCCCUCUGACGUCCACCAUAUCGGCACCUUAUGUAGCAGGUGGUGGAGUACAGCCAAUCGAGAGCCAGGGCCCUGAACCACUCCACCAAUCCUGGCACGGCUAUGGCACACACCUAUUUGCCUCGGAGAUUGAAGACAAAAAAAACACAGGGCACACAAAGCACUCACAGCAGUUUGAAAUAAAAAUAAUGACUACAGUCAUAACAAUGUGUAUUUCACUUUGGCUAUUGUACUGGAAAGGUAGAAAGCAGAGGUCAAAGGGGAAGUGAUCAGAACCAUGGACAGCACUUGGUCAGAGUGCUUAGAGGUAAAAACUAUAGCUGUGCCUCAAUAGUCAAGGCUGCAAAUGUGCAGCUGACUGGGCCAGUGGGCCUGUGUUCUUAAAUAUAUACUAGCCCACACAACUCAAGGGUCCCUUUCUUCUUCUCCUAAUAGAAUCUGGCAGACAUAAUCCAGUGAGAUCUGAGACCAUGGAUGAUAUAAAACAGUUAGGGGAUGAAGUAGGCCACAAGGAGUUGACCAUCUCUCUGUUUUCUUAUUACAAGGAUGUCCCCCAGAAUCAUUGUCUAAGCAGGGCUAAGGUGUGUCUCAAACCUGGAUGACAAACCACAAGACAAUCUGGCAGAGAGCGUUAGGGAAGAAGAUGAUGAGUCAGUGGGGAACUGAAGGUGGAAGGUGAGAGGAUAAAAGGAGCAAGCUGUGGAGCAACCAUCUACAUUGACAACCGCACAGGAUCAGGAACGAUAAUGGGAAAAGUGUUGUGGCUGCUGGCUUCUCUGGCCUCUGUGACUUAUCUGGUUGAUGGUUCUCCACUGAAGGUGAUGUCUGCCCCAAAUGUGUUACGUGUAGGAACAACAGAGAACAUCUUUGUGGAGUGUCAAGACUGUACAGGGGGAGACAUACAGGUUCACAUCAACGUAAUGGACCAUCCAACCAAGCUGGUGACCACAUCUGUGACCCUUACCAGUGCAAAUAACUUCCAGGCACUUGGACAAAUAAAGAUCCCUGCUGCAGGGUUUAGCAAGGACCCCACCGUGAAGCAGUAUGUCUACCUGCAAGCUCAGUUCCCUGACCGCCUGCUGGAGAAAGUCGUCCUUGUGUCCUUUCAUUCCGGCUACAUCUUCAUCCAGACUGACAAGAGCCUCUACACCCCUGACAGUAAAGUUCUUUACAGGCUGUUUGCAGUGACACCUCGUAUGGAGCCCGUGGAGAUGAAUGACUUAAUUGACAUUGAGAUUAUGACUCCUGAAGGCAUCACUUUAGCUGUUGAAUCAGCCUCUCCAACAUCGGGAAUCCACUCUAAUGAUUUCAAACUAGGUGAAAAUGUCAGUCCUGGAGUCUGGAAAGUGGUGGCCAAAUUCCGCAACAACCCACAGCAGAGCUACACUGCAGAGUUUGAGGUCAAAGACUAUGUGCUGCCAGGUUUUGAGGUGAAGCUGACGCCUUUGAGCUCCUUCUUCUAUGUGGACAGUCCCGAUCUCACUGUCAUCAUCAAAGCUUCGUAUCUGUUUGGUGAAGAGGUAACUGGCACAGCAUACGUGGUAUUUGGGGUUGUGCUCGAAGGUCAGAAGAGGAGCUUUCCAAACGCUCUUCAGAGAGUAGCGAUGGAAAAAGGUGCUGGAGUGGCCAAACUGAAGAGGGAACACAUCACACAGACCUUCCAGAAUAUUGACCAGCUUGUGGGGAGUUCCAUAUUUGUAGCAGUCAGUGUGCUGACAGAGAGUGGUAGUGAAAUGGUGGAGGCAGAGGUGAGAGGCAUCCAGAUCAUUAGAUCCCCCUACACCAUUCACUUCAAGAGAACGCCCAAAUAUUUCAAACCAGGAAUGUCCUUCGAUGUUUCGAUUGAAGUUGUGAAUCCAGAUGAAACUCCAGCUAAAGGUGUUGCUGUGAUGGUGAAUCCAGGUGAAGUGAAGGGUUUGACUGCAGCUAAUGGCCUUGUAAAGCUUACCAUCAAUACAGAGGCAAGAGCAUCAGUUCUGAGAAUCACUGCAACAACCAGUGAUCCUCGUAUUUCACCUGAAAGACAAGCAUCAGCCACCAUGGUAGCUCUUCCGUAUAAAACUAAAAGCAACAGCUACAUCAACAUAGCUGUGUAUACAGCAGAACUGCAGUUAGGAGACAAUCUGAAGUUUAUCCUCAACUUGAACAGGCCGUCAAAUCAAGACACUGAUAUCACAUACCUGAUCCUGAGCAGAGGUCAGUUGAUCCAACAUGGCCGUUACAGGACAAGAGGACAAGUAAUGAUUUCCCUGACCAUUCCCAUCACCAAAGACAUGCUGCCAUCAUUCCGCAUCAUAGCCUACUACCAUCCAAAUGACAAUGAAGUGGUAUCAGACUCUGUCUGGGUGGAUGUCAAGGACUCCUGCAUGGGCUCGCUGAAGUUAGAACCCUUGAGACCUGCUACAUCCUAUGAGCCUCGAAGGGUGUUUGGUCUGAAGGUUACUGGAGAUCCAGGAGCUACAGUUGGACUGGUGGCAGUUGACAAAGGAGUCUCCCUGAAUAACAAGCACCGCCUCACCCAGAAAAAGGUGUGGGACAUUGUGGAGAAAUAUGACACAGGCUGCACCCCUGGUGGAGGAAUGGAUGGUAUGAAUGUGUUCUACGAUGCUGGGCUGUUGUUUGAAUCCAGCACAGCUUCUGGAACUCCUUACAGACAAGAACUAAAAUGUCCAGCCCCCAGCAGGAGGAGAAGACAAACCCCUAUUAUGGACGUCACAAGCAGCUCAAGUGAGGUUGAAGAAGACAGUUACAUGGACAGCAAUGAGAUAGUGUCUCGCACUCAGUUCCCUGAAAGUUGGCUGUGGACAGACAUCGUUCUGCCCUCUUGCAACACACUCAACUGUGCAUUCAAGGAUAAUGUUCCUUUACCAGACUCAAUCACAACCUGGCAGUUGACUGGCAUUAGUCUGUCAAGAACCCAUGGAAUCUGUGUCAGUGAGCCGUUAGAAGUGAUUGUCCGGAAGGACUUCUUCAUUGACCUUAUACUGCCCUACUCUGCUGUCCAUGGAGAGCAGCUAGAAAUUAAGGCAAUCCUCCACAACUACACCCCCGAUCUUAUCACUGUGCGUGUGGAUCUGACUAAGAUGGAGGAUGUGUGCAGUACAGCGUCUAAACGUACAAGAUAUCGUCAGGAUGUCAGAGUCUGGCCCCUGACUACACGAUCAGUUCCCUUCAUCAUUAUACCCAUGAAGUACGGACAAUUCAACAUUGAGGUCAAAGCAGCCGUGAAGGACUCGUCGCUCAAUGAUGGAGUCAUGAAGAUGCUGCGGGUGGUGCCUGAAGGUGUACUAAUUAAGUCUGUACAGACUAUAAUUCUAGACCCCUCACACAAAGGAGGUAAACAAGAAGAAACUCUCAAUAGUGGAAUUCCAAAGAAAGACUGGGUUCCUAACACACCUACAAGCACACAGAUCUCUGUGACAGGGAGUGAAGUUGGUCCAUUGGUGGAGAACAUCAUUAGUGGGGAGUUGAUGACUUCAUUGAUCCAGUUGCCACACGGCUGUGGAGAGCAGAACAUGAUCUACAUGACUCUACCUGUCAUUGCAACCAUGUAUUUGGACAAAACUAACCAGUGGGAAACUGUGGGCGUUCAGAGACGGAAUGAAACCCUCCAGCAUAUCAGGACCGGCUACAAUAAUGAACUCGCCUUCCGUAAACGAGAUGGAUCUUUUUCAGCAUGGCCCAGGGCCAAAAGUAGCACCUGGCUCACAGCUUAUGUUGUCAAGGUGUUUGCCAUGUCCUACAACCUGGUGGAAAUGAAGAAGAAUGUGAUCUGUGACGCUGUCAAGUUUCUGAUUUCCAAUGCACAGCAACCUGAUGGCAUGUUCAGAGAAGUCGGAAGGGUGAUCUACAGAGAGAUGAGUGGUGAUGUGCAAGGCUCAGAUUCAGAUGCCUCCAUGACGGCGUUCUGCCUCAUCGCCAUGCAGGAGUCACGCAAGCUAUGUGCUGACACAGUUAGUAGUCUGCCUGGAAGUAUUGACAAAGCCGUGGCCUACCUGGAGAAGCGUUUGUCCAGCCUCACCAACCCAUAUGCUGUAGCCAUGUCAUCAUACGCUCUGGCCAACCAAGACAAACUGAACAGAGAGAUCUUCUACAAUUUUGCUUCCCCAGAGUUGUCCCACUGGAAUGUUCCUAAAGGACGUGUUUAUACAUUAGAGGCCACAGCUUAUGCUCUUCUUGCUCUGGUCAAGGCCAAGGCCUUGGAAGAUGCUAGACCUAUUGUGAGAUGGUUCAACAAACAGCAGAGGGAUGGUGGAGGCUAUGGCUCAACUCAGGCUACGAUGAUAGUGUACCAGGCUGUAGCAGAAUACUGGGCCAGUGCUCAAGAACAAGAGUAUGAUCUGUAUGUGGACAUCCAUUUGCCUGGCAGGCCCAAGCCAGAGAAGAUCAACUUCAACAGGAACAACCACCACACGACCAGAACAUCAAACUUCAAUGAUAUAAACCAGGAUGUUAAAGUGACUGCGACAGGAACUGGAGAAGCAACACUGAAGAUGGUGUCGCUGUAUUACGCUCUGCUGACGGAAAAAGAGAGUGACUGUCAGAAGUUUAACUUGUCAGUGGAGCUUAUUCCAGAGAAAAUGGAUGAGGAUGAGGCGAUAUACAAACUGAGAAUAGAAGUCUUAUAUAAGAACAAGGAUCACGAUGCAACUAUGUCAAUCUUGGAUAUUGGCUUACUAACUGGCUUCACUGUCAACAAAAAUGACCUGGACUUGUUGGCCCAAGGACGAGCCCGUACCAUUGCAAAAUAUGAGAUGGACACAGUUCUGUCAGAGAGAGGUUCAUUGAUCAUCUACCUGGACAAGGUUUCUCACACACGAUCAGAGGAGAUCACUUUUAGGAUCCACCAGACUCUGAAAGUGGGCGUCAUGCAACCAGCGGCUGUAUCUGUCUAUGAAUAUUAUGACCAAACACAAUGUUUGAAAUUCUACCAUCCAGAGAGGAAAGCUGGGCAGCUGCUGAGGCUCUGUAGAAAUGAAGCAUGCACAUGUGCUGAAGAGAACUGCAGCAUGCAGAAGAAGGGUAAAAUCAGCAAUGAUUUACGCACAGCUAAACCCUGUGAGAGUACACCUACCAGCAAAAUUGAUUUUGUUUACAAAGUGAGAGUGGAAGACUUCACACAUGGUUUGUCCACUGAUAUUUACGCAAUGCGGAUAAUGGAAGUGAUCAAAGAAGGAAAUUAUGAUGUUGGUCCCCAGGGUAAACUACGUGCAUUCCUCAGUUACCCUCACUGCAGGGAGGCUUUAGAUCUGGGUAAAGGGAAAACGUAUCUCAUCAUGGGCACAUCAAAGGAUAUUCACACGGACCAACGGGAUCAGUAUGUGCUCAGUGAGAGAACCUGGAUCGAGUACUGGCCCACAGACGCAGAGUGUCAAAAGGCUGAACACAGGCCAACAUGUUUGGGCUUGGAGGAGAUGGUCACAGAGUCCACGCUCUUUGGAUGUCAGCAUUAGGGCAACACCAGAAAAUGGUCUGUCCUUUGCCCAUUUUUAAUUUUUUAAUUUCUUAUGCAAAACUUAAACUGUUUUAAGAUCAAGGUUCAUCCAUCCAUCACCGCUUUAUCCUCCACCAUGUGUCUUUAUUAUCCCUGAGGGGCAAUUUGGGUUACAGCUAGCAUUCACAUAUUUACACAUAUGACACAAAAGUAACAAUAUUAAACACAACAAUAGAACAAGUGUGAUAUUUGAUUCAUUAUUAAGGAGACUGAUUGCUGUAGGAAUAAAUGAUGAUUUAAACAUGUUAGUUCUGCGCAUGUUGUAUCUGCGCACAUGAUUCGUGUCAGCCAAGAUGUGUUGUUUUUUUUUUUUUUAAGCACCUGACCUGAUAUAGCUGAGGUCAUUCAGUGCUAUUCUGGCAAUUUUACUGCACACUUUCACGAUGCCCUUUAGGCAUUUUUUGUUUACUUAAAAGAAGGUGACCCUUUAAAGAAAGUAAUGUAAGAGAUUGAAACGUCACACUGUGGAAUAAACAAUAUAGUCUUCAUCUAAAUGUCUGCAUCAUUUUAAUUUAGAUUAAUGCACAUUAUUUAAACUGUUGAUCAUUACUGUGUGGGGUUACAGUGAUACAUUUUUAAAUCGAUUACUGUUUGGUGCUUUUUAACUUUGCACCGUGGCAAAGAAUAUUAUGAAAGUGAAAAAAAUCCCUCUGUCUUUAUGUAGUCAGGCAGAAAUGUUCAAUUUUGUUGGUAGUGUGUUUGAUUAAUGUAUAGCACUAAUUCAGAAUUUAUAUUGUUAUAUUUAUAUAUUAUACUGUACACUACAACACUGCGCUUUAUCCACCUGAUGCUGCAGAAUAAAACCAACGGCGGUGAACCUGCAGGACCUCAAUGCACUUCUAGAAUCUUCUAGAGUUUCUGCCAAAUAUAAUCACUUUAAAAACCACUUCAAAAUCGUCCUGAAUGAUUCUCAAAUUAAAACACCAAGAAACUCAUGACAAAUAAUCAAAGUACAUUUUUUUUAAUUUCUGGGUUAGGGUUCAGGGCAGGUCUGAAAUUUGUAAUUUAUAAUAAUUGUGGGACUAAGGCCAGUUUAUGAUAUUAAGUGCUGCGAUGGACUGGCGAACUGUCCAGGGUGUACCCCGCCUAUCGCCCGAUGUAGCUGAGAUUGGCACAGCACCCCCCGCGACUGACUGAUACAUUACUAUGCGUGACUUCGUCAAAGUAUCGCGACAGGAAGAGGCAUUAGUGUGACGUCCAACACAAGAAUCAAACUGAACAAUGCCAAACUGAUCUGAACUAGAUCAGUUAAAAUGAUUUAUUGUGUAGAAUGACAACACUCAACUCAACACUCUCCCACCUUGCUCCCUCACCAACUGUCUCCUUGAAAUAAAGUCUUCCAUCUCCCCAUCCCAUCGGGUAAAGAGUCUAGGUGUCAUCCUCGACAGCACUCUCUCAUCCACAUCCCAUGUCAGUAAUGUUACGCGGUCCGCCUACUGCCACCUCCACAACAUCAACCGCCCCCUCUCUCACUCCUCACACCACUGCCAUCCUGUUCCACAGCCUUGUCUCUUCCUGUCGGGAUUAUAGCUACUCACUUCUGUCUGGUCUCCUUAGAAAACCCUCCACCCACAAACUACAACUGGUUCAGAACCCUGUCCAUGUCAUCUCACAAACCCCCUCGAUCCAUCACACCCAUCUUUCAGCAGCUCCACUGGCUCCCCACCACACAAUGCAUCAAAAAUACUGCUCCUCACUUUCAAAGCCAUACACAACCUUAAACCUCCGUACCUCUAAGAUCUCCUCCACAUAUCCAUUCUUGCCCACACCCUUAGAUCCACCUCACACAUGCUAUAUUUCUUAGCAUGAUAUGUUUAUGUGUGUGUUUUAGUUUUGUGUCUGAUAAUAAGUGAGUUAAUGUUGUGCUGUUUGGACCACAGCAUUGCUAGUGUUGUGUGCGUACAUCGGAUAAAAUCCUUUUAAAUGCAUGUGUGAAGUUUCCAUUGUGUAGUGUUUUGCUUUGGCCACAAGAUGGUGCCAUUGCAUUGUAUAAUCGAAGGACAUUGCCUUCCUUGUGCUCAGUGGGGUAAAUCGCUGAUGCUCUUUACAUGGUUUGCUGUAGUUUCUGUUGAUAUGUGGAUAUUGAUGUCUAAGAAUAUUUGUUUGUUUUUCUUUCCUUUUCUUUGCCUGAGGGAUGAUAAGCCUAAUGGUGAGUUUGUGUUGUUAGACUGCUGUCACUCCUGAGCAGAAAUAAACAUG
Molecule: messenger RNA, 9344 nt
Organism: Solea solea (common sole)
Lineage: Eukaryota; Metazoa; Chordata; Actinopteri; Pleuronectiformes; Soleidae
Product: complement C3-like
Exons: 45
Coding region: 2398-7104 (1568 amino acids)
Cellular component (GO): extracellular region
Molecular function (GO): protein binding; endopeptidase inhibitor activity
Source: RefSeq, a predicted model, not a curated record